This is a messenger RNA of Sipha flava (yellow sugarcane aphid), 636 nucleotides long. RefSeq lists its product as uncharacterized. The record is from RefSeq and is a predicted model, not a curated record. Lineage: Eukaryota; Metazoa; Arthropoda; Insecta; Hemiptera; Aphididae. The transcript has 3 exons. Bases 1 to 636 code for a protein of 211 amino acids.
AUGAUGUCCGAUUGGACUACGACUAAUCGUUCGGAUUUCACGUGGCCUUACCUGGCAGAGAGACAACGAAUAAUAGACUGGGAUAGUUACGAAUACAAAGAACAAAUAUGUAAAAAUGCAGAACUUUCGGAUUGUUCACAGCCGUCAAAACAAUCGUCCUGUGAUGUCGAAACGUUACAGCAGACGCGCUCACAAAAGUUCCCUUUUGAUUUCGAUUAUCGUCCGAAACCUAUUGUGGAAUCCGGGCAAUCUAUCAACCGUUACCCGAUUGAAAAAAUGAUCGAAUACAAUAAGAAAAAAGCGGAUGCGAAAAUCCGUAGCGUGCGCACAAGGCCCAGAGUGUAUAUGUCUCCUCAGAUCAGUCUCGAUGAGUUAACGGACGAAUAUCGUGAAGUGAUGUGUGACGACAUGUACACCUCUUCGAAAACAAUCGGCGAACUCACUUCUGGCAUACUGCAGACUCGUCCAAUAUCCGUUAACGAUCAAGAACCAUCGUCAAAACCGUCCGCGGAUUUGGUCAUAUGUCGACGCCAGCCGCUAUACAAGACUAUAAAACCUGCAAAAAAUUGGCGACGUAUCAGCAUCGAAUGGGAUAAAUCACAGAAACGUAUUUUUGGUGGUCGGUCUGUAGACUGA